Molecule: messenger RNA, 4376 nt
Organism: Gadus morhua (Atlantic cod)
Lineage: Eukaryota; Metazoa; Chordata; Actinopteri; Gadiformes; Gadidae
Gene: stox2a
Product: storkhead box 2a
Exons: 4
Coding region: 407-3739 (1110 amino acids)
Biological process (GO): regulation of transcription by RNA polymerase II
Cellular component (GO): cytoplasm; nucleus
Molecular function (GO): RNA polymerase II transcription regulatory region sequence-specific DNA binding
Source: RefSeq, a predicted model, not a curated record
UCUGCUGUAGGCCUCCAACGGUCGCGCUCGCGCCAUUUCCGCACUUUGCGCAGGUUGCCUCCAGUCCGAGGCUACCUGGUGUGAUGAACGUGUUCACGGGCAAGGAUGAGGUCAUCACUUGGAGCGGUAACCCAACGAUCCGUCUACUUUUCUCUUUGAUAGGCCGAAACUGGAGGGACGCUUAAUGCUUGCUCUGUUUUUCAUGUAAUUUCUUAUCAUCAGACGGCACGUUCACCGAAUCGGUUUAUAUGGAAGUGUAUUCAGUUUACUUUGGAAGCUCGGUCAACUUGAAACAAGCUAGUUUGGCUGCAGCUCGGCAACUAUUUGUAGUAGGACGCAUCGUAAAAUAAAGUUAACAACGCGCGUAUAACGACUUCCAGCGGUUACGGGCGAUUUGUUUACCCCCAUGGCUAAGUGUUUCCAGAUAGCACCCAAUGCCAUAGCCUUGGUGCUGUCGCGCGUCCGUGGAGAUCGAGAGGACACAACAUCCAACAAGCCUUCAGAAAAGUUAAAGCGUCUCACAGGCUAUGAGAUAUUUGCAGAUUUCAAAGCUGCAAACAUGCAGCACUUCUGGAAUAAGGGCAUGAUGCAUGCUUUGUCUGAGAUAUUCUGCCUGGGCUGGAUAGACCAGCAUGUGCUUCUCGUCCAAGGGAAGGAAGAGCACCUUGACGUCCUCAGGAACGGAUGGGCACGACGGGUCCUCAGCCCACCUGCAGGGUUCCUCAUCAAGUGUAUAGGUGAUGUGUCUCCAAUCAACAUGUCACCAGUCAGCCAGUCGCAGUUCAUCCCGCUGGGGGAGAUUUUGUGUCUGGCCGUCUCCUCCAUGAACUCAGCCCACAAGCCUGUCACCCGCGAGGCCUUGGAGGAACAUCUCACCUCCAGCUUCCCAGGUGUUCCCACCCCCAGCUCUGAGGUGGUGCGACACACGCUCAACAUGCUGGUGAGAGAGAGGAAGAUCUACCCCACGCCGGAGGGCUACUUCGUGGUCACUCCCCAGACCUACUACAUCACCCCCUCUCUCAUCAGGACCAACAACAAGUGGUACCACCUGGACGACCGGCUCACCGACCGCACACCCCCGCAGUCCCUCCCCCCCCAGCCCCAGCUGCAGUGCACCCCUCCCCCGUCCGGCAACGCCAUGCCUUCCGCCCUGCGGGAGCGGCCCGUCCGCAAGAACCACGGCGACGCCUACAACGCCCCCGGCGACGACGCGUCCAGGGGCCACCCGUCGGCCCCCGGCGCGGCGGCCCCCCCGGGCAAGACCCUGAAGGAGCACCGCGCCGACCUCUACGCCGCCAAGCCUCCCAAGGACCGCAGCGCCGGGGCCGGGGACGCCGCGCCCAGCCCGCUCUCCAAGGAGCACGGCGGGGAGCCCCCCUCGUACCCCCACCCCCACCCUCCGCCGCCGCCGCCGCCCGCCCAGCCCACGGCGCCCACGGAGGCGGCGGAGAAGGGCAAGGGUGCGCCGUCGUCGUUCCCCUUCAAGACGGACACGCUGAGCAAGAAGAAGGAGGGCAGCGGCGGCAGCAGCGCCGGCGUGGAGAAGCAGUCCAAGCGCUUCGGCCUGCGGCUCUUCCGUCUGAGCUUCAAGAAGGACAAGAUGAGGCAGCUGGCCACCUUCUCGGCCCAGUUCCCGCCGGAGGAGUGGCCCCUGCGCGACGAGGACGUGCCGGCCGCGCCCAUCCCCCGGGACGUGGAGAUGGAGAUCAUCCGCCGCAUCAACCCGGACCUGACGGUGGAGAACGUGGCGCGCCACACGGCCGUGAUGAAGCGGCUGGAGGAGGAGCGGGCGCACAAGAACAAGAGCGCGCUGCACCACAACGCGCGCAGCCGCAGGGGGCGGGGCCACCGGAGGCUGCCGCACGGGAAGUCGCGCUCGCACAGCAAACCGCGGACGUGCCGGGGGGACCCGUCGGACGCCUCCAACUGGGACCUGGUGUUCAUGGAGCGGGACUACCGCUUCUUCAGCCACUCCCUGGUGCGCUCGCCGCGGGAGGCCAUGUACACCCUGGAGCGCACGCGCGGCGGCGGCGCCACGUACCUGGUGCACAGCAACCCCAACAUCACCGAGUCGUACUGCCCCGUCGCGCCCGAGUGGGACGUGUCCGGGGAGCUGGCCAAGAGGAGGACGGAGAUGCCUUUCCCCGAGCCCUCGCGCGGCACCACCAAGGAGUCCAAGGUGCAGCGGAGCCACAGUCACAAUCAGGACAGGAAGUCGCGCCACGAGCGCUCGGACCAGGCCAAGGAGCGCUCCCGCUCCAUGGACAACUCGCUGAAGGGCCCGUCGCUGGGCGCGCCCGAGAACUACGAGCAGGGCCCGGAGGAGCGCAGUCACUACUUUACCGACGACGGAACGCUGCGGGCUACCCAGAAGUCCUCCCACUUCUCAAGGAUCAUGUUCUCUGCUGCUAAGUUCCACUCUGAUUUCAAUGUGCCUGAUUUGGGGAAAGGGAGCUUGGACGAGUCGAGGAGCCACCGGAACACGGCGGAGAGGAACAAAAGCAGAGACAGCCUGCCCACCUACAACGAGCUCAUGGGCCUUUCUCCCAAGCCCUCGACGGAGGACUACUUCCAGUGCAAUACGUCCAACGAAACAAUCCUUACUGCCCCGUCGCCUCAGGCAAAAUCAGAAUAUGACACGCUAACCUCAUCAGGGGGACUCCACAAGGGCUCUCCGGCCGACCGCCAGACGCCUCACCUUACCUCUCCACACGCCAUGGAGUACAAAGAGGAGCUGGCGGCGGCGGCCAAGGGCCCGGGCGGCGGCCCCGCGCGUCUGACCCCCAGCCAGACGCCGGAGCUGCUGCAGAGCGCCCGCCUCACGCCGCACCAACACAACGUGGACCCCGGCGGGGGCGGCGGCGGGGGGGGGGGCGCGGCCGGCGGCGCCGCUUCCCUCAAGAGGAAGGAGAUCUUCAGCAAGGACACCCUGUUCAAGCCCCCGCACAACAGCGCCUUGCCGGCGGGCUACGCCGACGGCGGCGGCUACUCCAAGUCCGGCACCUUGCGGAAGGCCUCGCACGCCAAAUCAACAGAGGCCCUCGACAAUCCUGAGCCCCAGCAGCCUUCAAAUUCAGCCACUUCCUCCGCCUCGCCGGCGGCCCUGCAGGUCUGCGUGGAGCCCAGCGGCGGCUGCGGCGGCGGUGGCGGCGGCGGCGCCUCCGCCUCCUUCGACUACUACAACGUCUCGGACGACGAGGACGAGGACGACGAAGAGGCGGACGAAGACUCGCACAAGGAGUCGCUGACGGCCGAGGACGGCCCGGACCACGGGGAUUGCGGUGGCGUGGGCGGGGGCGGCGGCGGCGGGGGGGGUUGCGGGGGUGGUGUCGGGGGGGUCGGGGAGGGGACCAUGCAGUGGCUGCUGGAGCGGGAGAAGGAGCACGAGCUGCAGCGUAAGCUGGAGACCAACCUGACCCUGCUGAGCCCCAAGGAGACGGAGGGCGGCGGCGGGCAGAAGUCGGCGCAUUCGGCUCGCCUGGACAGCAUGGACAGCAGCAGUGUGACGGUGGACAGCGGCUUCAAUUCGCCCAGGACGCGGGAGAGCCUAGCCUCCAACACCUCCAGCAUCGUGGAGAGCAAUAGGAGACAGAACCCCGCGCUGAGCCCCGGCCACAUGGGCACCCCGGGCCACAUCGGCCUGCCCUUCAGCUUCCGGGCCAUCCCAGAACCGCCCAGCGCCCAGCCCGAGAAGCUCCAGAAACCCUCCAACUGUCUGGCCUCCAUCACCAGUGUGUGACCAACGCAGCUCGGGAGGGCGAGGGACAAUGGGUAGAGGUGGUGGAGGAGGAGAGAGAGAGAGAGGCAAGGGGAGUUGAAAGAACUUUCCCUUGUUUAUUGACACAUUCACACACACACACACACACAUACAGAUACACACACAGAGAUGCACACACAAACAUACACACGCAUCUCUCUGGACUCCCGUGAAUCAAUUUACUAUGACUGUUACGAAGACAGGCAUGGCAUCGAGUGACUGUUCCCACAGCUUCAUGAACUUAACUGCAAAAUAAUAAAGAGAAGAAGAAGAAAUAUAACAGAACAUCAUGACAUUUUGUACCCGCAUUGCAAGACAACUGUAGGUGAGGAACACCCUACACUAAGUACUAUGAAUUUGGUGACAUGGAUUUUAAGUUUGGCUUAUAUUGAAGUUCCUAAUUAUUGGUAUUGGAAAGUAGUAGAUUAUAGGAUUCAAGUUACAUUUGGAAACAUCAAAACUUUUUAUAUUACUUAACAAUACAUGUCCAAUUAAAUGUUUUCCUUCAUGAAACAGAAUCACAUUUUCAGGAUGGUUUUAAUGUAUCAGCACAAUGUGAAAACAAUAAAGAAUACUCCUGAAAACAAAGAAUGGAAGAGAUUAAAAACAUAGAUCACAA